ACCCCGCACAGCUCCCUGCGCUGCUACAGGAAGCCGUGGCGUCACGGUGAGGGUGACAAGCAGACCAGGUGCUGUGGGGACAGCGGAGAGGACAGUCCAGGGAUGAGGACCUCAUGGGGACAAAGGAGCCGUGGGGAUGGUGCCUGUGUGGGGAUGUGGAGGUUUGGGGUGCUCAUCCCCCUCCUCAGUGUGGGAGCCCUGCAGGUGAGCCAGGAGCCGGCCGAGCUGUGGGUGGCAGCGGGCACCAACGUAUCCCUGCGGUGCCAGCUGGUGACAACAGAGCCGUGGUCCAUGGCCCGCAUCGCAUGGCUGAAGGACGGGGAGCACGAGGUGCUGUGCACCACCCGCCUGUAUCCCAAAGCCGCUGUCUUGCCCUGUGCCACCCCCCGCCUCCAGCUCGCAUGGAGCCCACCCCACGCCGAGCUCAGCCUCCAUGGGGCACAGCAGGGCGACGCAGGAUGCUACGUCUGCUGCUUCACCAUUGAGAAGCCCUACCUCGCCGUGGCCACCUGCGAGCAGCGUGUGAAUGGCACGCUGCUCCACGUCAGCACAGGAGCUGAUGGAGAGCUGAAGCAGAAGCUGUGGGGGGCUGUGGGGGGCGCCUUGCUGCUCGUCGGGCUGAUCUCCCUCGGCUGCUGGUGCUGCAGGAGGAAGGCAGACACCUCAAACAUCUACGUGAACAUCGUGCCCCGCCGGACCCCGAGGAACAAGAGCCCCCAGGGAGCAGCUGCUGGAGGACAGUGCGUACAAGGGGGGCUGGAGCGAGCAUGGAAGCCCCCCAGCCCUAAGGGGUGACCCCCCCGUGCCCCACAGCCCCCAGUAUGAGCAGGG
Molecule: messenger RNA, 831 nt
Organism: Centrocercus urophasianus (Greater sage-grouse)
Lineage: Eukaryota; Metazoa; Chordata; Aves; Galliformes; Phasianidae
Exons: 5
Coding region: 103-795 (230 amino acids)
Source: RefSeq, a predicted model, not a curated record